AUGGCUCCUCUCACUCACCCCUCGGUCGUCGACGGCUGGUUCAGGGAGAUCAACUCCCAAUGGCCAGGCCAGGCCAUGACCCUCAAGGUCGAAGAGAUCCUCCACACCGAAAAGUCCCUCUACCAGGACGUCCUCGUCUUCCGUUCCUCGACCUACGGAAACGUCCUCAUCCUCGACGGCGUCAUCCAGUGCACCGAGCGUGACGAGUUCUCUUACCAAGAGAUGAUCACCCACUUGCCUAUGGCGUCGCACCCGAACCCCAAGAACGUCCUCGUCAUCGGUGGAGGUGACGGUGGUGUCAUCCGAGAGGUCCUCAAGCACGACACGGUCGAGCACGUUACCCUCUGUGAUAUCGACGAGGCCGUCGUCAGGGUCUCGAAGGAGUACCUCCCGCACAUGUCGGCCAUCUUCAAGGACCCCAAGGUUACCGUCUUUAUCGGUGACGGGUUCAAGUUCUUGCCCGAGCACGAGAACGAGUACGACGUCAUCAUCACCGACUCGUCCGACCCCGUCGGUCCCGCCGCCGCCCUCUUCGAGGCUCCUUACUUUACCCUGUUGAAGAAGGCGCUCAAGGAGGGAGGUCACAUGUCCACCCAAGGAGAGUCCUUGUGGUUGCACUUGCCCUUGAUCAAGGAGUUGAGGGAGACCACCAAGCGUCUCUUCCCCGUCGCCGAAUACGCCUACACCACCAUCCCCACCUACCCCUCGGGACAGAUCGGAUUCGUCUGCUGUUCCCUCGACCCGGAGCGAAGCGUCUCUACCCCCCUGCGAGAGGUUCCCGGGUGCAAGUACUACAAUUCGAACGUCCACCGAGCGGCUUUCGUUCUCCCCGAAUUUGGAAGGGCCAUGGUCGAGGACGGUAACCUCAUCCAGGAAGACUUUGCCGGUGUCCGACCGGGUAUGGAGAAGGAGUCCAACAGCUCGAACAAGGACAAGCGGGUGCUCGUCCUCGGUUCCGGGUUCGUUGCCGCCCCGGCCGUCGAGUACAUCGUCAAGAAGGGCUACCAGCUCACCGUCGGGUGCCGAACCAUCGAGUUGGCCGAAAAGAUGGUCACCGCCUUCCCCGGUGCCAACACCGUCCAGGUCGACGCCACCUCGCCUGAAUCUUUGGACAAGGCUUUGAAGGAGUGUGACUUGGUCGUCAGCUUGAUCCCUUACAUCCACCACGCUGCCGUCAUCGAGUCGGCCAUCAGGAACAAGAAGCACGUCGUCACUACCAGCUACGUCUCGCCGGCCAUGAAGGCGCUCGAGGACAAGUGCAAGGAGGCCGGGAUCGUGGUCAUGAACGAGAUCGGUUUGGACCCUGGUAUCGACCACGUCGGAGCCGUCAAGAUCAUCGACGACGUUCAUAAGAAGGGAGGCAAGGUCCUCAGCUUCAUCUCCAUGUGUGGUGGACUUCCCUCGACUCCCGCUGCCAACAACCCGCUCGGAUACAAGUUCAGCUGGUCCGCCCGAGGCGUCCUCCUCGCUCUGCGAAACACCGGAGUCUUCUACCGUGACGGCAAGGUCGUUACCGUUCAGGGCAAGGACCUCAUGUCCGAGGCCAAGCCUUACCCGGUCUCCAACCCGGCUUACAACUUCAUCUGUUACCCCAACCGAGACUCUACGCCGUUCAGGGAGUUUUACAACAUUCCCGAGGCGCAGACGAUUCAGAGGGGGACUUUGAGGUAUGCAGGAUUCGAUGACAUGAUCAAGGCGUUUGUCGAGUUGGGCUACUUGGAGGAUGACGCCAAGGAUUGGUUGAAGGAGGGAAGCGAGAUUACGUGGGCCCAGAUCACCGCCAAGGCCAUCGGAUCCGAGGCCAACGAGUCUGCCAUCAUCGAGAAGCUCCGAACCUUGUCCUCGUUCGCCGAGCCCAAGACCAACAUCCUUCUGUCUAAGUUCAAGAAGCUCGGACUCUUCUCGGACGAGGCCGCCGAGGCCCGAGGCAACUUGCUCGACACUCUCUGCGCCCGUCUCGAGAACCUCAUGCAGUACGAAUCCAACGAGGUCGACCUCGUUUACCUGCAGCACACCUUUGUUGUCGAGCGUGCCGACGGCAAGGUCGAGACGAUCACUUCCGUCUUGGAUGAGCAGGGCUCGCCCAACGGGUACUCAGCCAUGGCCAGGCUCGUCGGUGUGCCGUGUGGUAUCGCUGUCGAUCUCGUCCUCCGCGGGGUCAUCAAGACCCCCGGUGUCUUGGCGCCUUAUGACAUCGAGCUUUGCAACGAGCUCGAGAAGGAGUUUGAAAAGGUCAACAUCAAGAUGGUCGAAGAGGUCCUCUAG
Molecule: messenger RNA, 2265 nt
Organism: Filobasidium floriforme
Lineage: Eukaryota; Fungi; Basidiomycota; Tremellomycetes; Filobasidiales; Filobasidiaceae
Product: saccharopine dehydrogenase
Exons: 6
Coding region: 1-2265 (754 amino acids)
Cellular component (GO): cytoplasm
Molecular function (GO): saccharopine dehydrogenase activity
Source: RefSeq, a predicted model, not a curated record